Aspergillus piperis CBS 112811 is the source of this 855-nucleotide messenger RNA. Its product is annotated as RTA1 domain-containing protein. The transcript has 3 exons. Bases 1 to 855 code for a protein of 284 amino acids. Gene Ontology annotation, cellular component: membrane. NCBI's taxonomy places the organism in Eukaryota, Fungi, Ascomycota, Eurotiomycetes, Eurotiales, Aspergillaceae. The record is from RefSeq and is a predicted model, not a curated record.
AUGUCCAACGAUGACUCUACUUGGACCUACUAUCACUAUGAUCCUUCGUUACCAGCGGCCUUGAUCUUCACGAUUCUGUUCGGCAUAAGCUCAGUGGUUCACACGAUUCAAAUGCUGCGUACACGCACUUGGUGCUUUAUUCCUUAUGUUAUAGGGGGCUACUUUGAGUGUGUCGGAUACAUUGGCCGUGCUCAAGGACAUUAUGAGACACCAAAUUGGACUUUAGGGCCUUAUGUACUUCAAAGUCUUCUAAUUCUCGUUGCUCCUGCCUUGUUCGCCGCUUCCAUAUAUAUGGUGCUGGGGAGACUUAUUCUCAUCACUAAGCAUCCAGAAUAUGCCAUUGUGAAACCCCGAUGGUUGACGAGAUUCUUCGUCUCCGGAGAUGUAAUAUCUUUCCUUGUCCAAGCGGCCGGUGCCGGACUCAUGGUUACCGGAGCGAACGGGAUGAGGACGGGUGAAGAUGUUGUGAUUGCCGGCCUGUUCAUCCAGAUCGCCUUCUUUGGACUGUUCAUAGUCACCGCUACCGUGUUGCUUUGGCGUAUGCAGCGCAACCAGUCUGCUGCACGGCUCACUAUCCCAGGUCUUCCAUGGCGAAAGAACCUGCUAGUGAUGUACGCCGCCUGCCUUCUUAUUAUGGCGCGGUUAGUCUUUCGCGUUAUCGAGUAUAUUCAAGGGAACAACGGCUACCUACUCCGCCACGAGGCCUUUCUCUACGUCUUCGACGGGGCCCUCAUGUUCAUGCAGAUGCUGCUCUACAAUAUGUGCCAUCCGAGUGAGCUGAUCUCCACAGGAAAGACGGCAAUUUUGCCGAAUGGCCAGUCUAGCAGUGUCCGCUUGCGCCCGUUCUUUGUGUAA